Molecule: messenger RNA, 723 nt
Organism: Aureobasidium pullulans EXF-150
Lineage: Eukaryota; Fungi; Ascomycota; Dothideomycetes; Dothideales; Saccotheciaceae
Exons: 3
Coding region: 1-723 (240 amino acids)
Source: RefSeq, a predicted model, not a curated record
AUGGCAGCCAUACUUCCCGAGAUGCCUGACUUCGUCACUUCUCUCGAGCUUCGCCAAGGCCCAAUCGACCAAGACACCAUCGGCUGGUUGAACGCUGUGCAAAGCUGUAUUGAUGCCCUCACUUCAUGGGAUUGCACCGACAGAGGCCUCAUCUACGCUCGUAUUCACGAAGACGCGACUUCCUGUACUCUCGCUCGCAUCACUCUGAGAUCCAAGGGCAUCAACAAUGUCAAGCCCCAACACAUAUACUUCAAAGAGGAUCUCGAGCCCGCUAUCUCUAAAUUGCUGAGACACAAUGAAAGAACCCGGAUCGCGAAUGCCAAGUUCUACGGCGAAGGAAUUCCAGCUUCCAACGACGAAUUGGAAAGCCCGGAGCGCAAGAGAGGAGAGACUGAUGCUGCACAUGCCACGAAGAGAUUCCGACAUGAGGUCGACCACAAACUCGAGAGUCUCAUCAUUAUGCUCUAUGGAUUACGCGCAUGGGCACACGACGAGUCAGACGGAUCCUCCGAACAUGCUUGUGAAGGUAUCCUGGAGCUUUUCGUGGACGCCUUGGGUGUUCUGGAAGGCGAGAGACAGGAUGAGAGAUGUUGCGAGUUGAAGGUCGAGAGACAAAAGAAGCAAGCGCUCAACCAGGAGUUGGAAGCCCUGGUUGAAACCCUUCACACUCUGCAGAAGCGUGUUUGCGAGGACUUUGGAAUCAAGCACAUGGUUGUUUCUUAA